ACUCAUGCGACUUGAUCUGAAGCAAUCGGCUUGUGAGGAUUUGUUUACUUUCUCACAGACAGCGAUUUUGCAUUACCACUCGGCUGAUUCUCACAAAGUCACGGAGGUGAUAAUGUUUAGGUGUGGCGAAGGUCAUGAUGAUUAUGAUAUCAGGGCGUGCCAUUGCCUGUUAGCAAGUGUGAAUGUUUUGGGAUUUAAUUUGCCAUGUAGGUGGUGCCAUGAGUAUAGUAAUGAGUGGCAACAGUGCAUCAAACUGUCAGAGUCACUUGCACGCUGGUAGUACUGUUGUGUGAUGUAUUAAUUGUCUGCUACUUUAUUGUACUUUUCUGAGAACACCAUGCUUCCAAUUUUAUCCUUUUGCGAAACAUUUCCCAUGGGCAUGUUGAAACUUGAUCGCCGCGCUGGGCGAGAUCUGUGAGAUACGUUGUGUGCAGUGGCGCCAGUGCAUUGUGAGCUCCUGGCCCAAGCGGUACGUAUCAUGACCUUAUUUGUAGCUGUAUCUAUGUCAAGUGGCUAGUCAGAAAAUGCAUCAUUUACCUUAUCUAGGAUCCACAGUUUCAGUUUCUUCCCAAAGAGAAAGGGGAUGAGCAGGAAACAUCUAUAGGGAAAUGAAAAAGAUUCAAAACUUGCAAGAUGGAAAAAAAACAGACUUUCUAAAUAUUUUUGUAAAAAUUUUAAAAUAUGUUUGUUUAGAAUAUACCAAAAUCAUCUGUGGAAAUUGUGUUUAAUAUGAUUUGAUAAGAUAUUAAAAUGUUGAUUUUGCGAGUACUCUGUAAAUUUUUAUCUUUCUCAAUAUAAGUAUCCAGACAUUGUAUCUGCAGUGUAGAAUUCAUUAAAAUUUGCAUUGGGAGCCAUGUUCAAACUAAAUAAAAUAUGUAUUUCAGUAAAUAGAGCAUCAGGUCAUUUGCGUUCACAAAAAGUUGCUGCUAUAUCUGACAGAUACAUUGCAGACACUCCGGGUUAAAAUAAUUUUGCAUGUGUGACACUUUGUUUUGUGUUUGUGGUGUAUUCCAGCAUCAGAUUACUUAAGAUAUGAAGAAUGGAAAUAAUUUGAAUUAAGUUGUGAAAUUCACUUGAUUGACAAAGUUGACAGUUAUUACGUCUGUGGUAUAGUAGUGCAUUCAUGCUUUCAAGCUUGUGAUGUUACUCGAGCAGAAUUAAAACCCAACAAAUCUGUUACAAAAAUUUGGCCUUGAGUAUUAAUGUUAAAUUUGAAAAUGGACAUUAUGAAUAACUUUCUCGACACAGGUAACUUGGAAGCUGGUAUACGCUUGGUUCCUAAAACAUCAGAUCGGUUGACAGCCGAUUUUACAUCGGACGAGAGGCGUAUCCUGUAUGACUUCGUUAUUUCCAAAACUAAACCUGUCGAAGAUGUGAAAGUAGAAGAACUACAGCUCAUAGGUGAUUUGAAAAGAGAUGAACAGCCUCGCCCAAAAUCUAAGUUGGAGCUCCUAAUAGAACAGAGAGAUGCCAAGCGGCGACGGAUUAGCUAUAAGAAGAAAGUCCACACGAAUCGAAAAACUCACACCGAGAUACUGCGUGAAGUUAUUCAGAAUCAAAUGGACCUUGUUGAGCAGAUCAUCAAAGGCGAGUGUGAUGAUGAGAUGGCUGUUGAUGACGAUGAUAAGGACGAAACCUUUUCCCUUGGAGGUGAUGAAGUAAAUAUAUCUUCUCAACCCAAAAAUGAGAAUAAGAGCAGUCAUGAGGUUCGAAAGGCAGCUUAUGUUUCUGAUAAAGAGAGAAGUUCUGAGAAAAAAGUGAUCAAGAAAGAUGUUGGAAAAUAUGGAAGUGUUCCCCCUGAGAAUGUUGAGAGGAGAUACAGCAGAAGUGAACAGUCGAGCGAAAGUUGUUUAGAAAAACAUGAUGCUUAUAUAAAAUAUGAAAAAUAUAGUUCUGAGAGGAAGAGACACAAUGAUGGACAUGCAUCUUCCUCAUUUGGAGAAAAAGCCGGUAGAGAUAAAUAUUAUGUAAAUAACAACAAAGGAGGGGAGCGGUUCAGAGAUUAUCACUAUGACAGAGAUAAUAAUCAUUACCCGUCAAGAGUAAAUUCUGAGGAAGUUGACGAUUAUCUACAUUAUAGUAAAAAUUCUGCAAAACAAGAUCGAUCAGAAUUCAGAAAGCAAUACUACAGUCAUUCAAAACAUGUUAAGUACUCCUCAAAACGUGAUAAUUAUGUAGUUAAUUCAAAGGAUGAGAGAGAAACUGGGAGUCAGACAAAGCGUUACAAAUAUUCUUCAAAACAUUCUAGUUCUGAGCACGAUUGGAAACACGAAAGGAAAUAUGAAGCAAUCCCUGAGAAGAGCUCUGCACGUUCUCACAAGGGUGAUUAUACUGACAAACAUAGUGAUCAUUACGAUGUGCACUUACAGAAAUUUCAUAGAGAAGAUAAGUAUGACAUUUGCAAAAACGGCAGUGUGAUUAAUGAUUGGUCUUCAGAACAAAAAGACGUAAAAUUCAAAGCAGAAGAUGAUGAAAUCUCCCCUGAAUCCAAAAAAUAUUCUAAGAAGACAAGGCCAUAA
Molecule: messenger RNA, 2519 nt
Organism: Gryllus bimaculatus (two-spotted cricket)
Lineage: Eukaryota; Metazoa; Arthropoda; Insecta; Orthoptera; Gryllidae
Source: the annotation of a GenBank genome assembly